AGAAGAAUGAUCUUAAAGCUUUCAAUCAAAGCAAAGCUAUCAUCAUGGCUAGAUACUAUGAUAGAUAACUGCGACUAUUUUUGAAAGCUGUGAAACAACCGAGCCUCCCUGAAGAGUGUAGCUGCUUUGUACUGAGUCACUUCUCUCUCCCGUUCCUCUGCAAGACUUCUGGAGACGCUUGGACCUCUCAUGCCACUUUCAUGGAGUGUAUUUCCACGAGUGUCACUGUCACAAAAUAGCAAUGUCAGUGGACAGCAGUGAAUCAGAGGACAGCAGCAGCUGUGACGCUGCACGUGAAAGACAUCUGCCAUGUUGUGCCUCUGGACUCGUUUCUGCUAAAUUAACUAUCGUGGUGGGAGACACUCACUUCUCAGAGGAGAAGAUGCUACUUGUUCAGAGCUGCGACUACUUCCGAGCUCUGUAUCGCUCCGGGAUGAAGGAGUGCCGGCAGGAAAAAAUCCACCUCAAGUCUCUGCGUGCUCGAGGAUUCUUAAUCGCCUUGGCCGUUUUACGAGGUGAGUUGCCCGUCCUGGAUGGAGACGACAUUGUGGAAGCCAUUGAGUGCGCUGCAUUCUUGCAGGUGGCGCCGCUCACAAAGCAUCUCAUCAAUGCCAUUGACUCUGACAACUGUUUGCUGAUGUAUCACACCGCUGCGACCUUCGGCCUCAUGGAACUUUACCGCGCUGUUGCGCUGUUUAUCCGAAACAUGUACACCGACUUGGAGGCAGAGGUCAGGAAAACCUUUCCAUCAGAGAUGAUCUCCUAUGUUGAGUCUUUGACCCCGAGUGCUUUCGUGGCUGUUGGGGCCCAUGUGACCUGCAGCGUUGAUGAAACUGUGCAUGCUGCCUCAAGGACAGUCUGCUACCUGGAUGAAGCUGGAAACAACUGGAAAGUAUUAACAGAUCUGCCCCUGGAAGCCAGCACAUCCAUGGCUGGAGUGACUGUUUUGGACAACAAACUCUACAUCGUUGGAGGAGUUCAUGGACUUCGUAAACAAGUCGUAGAUUGUUGUUUCUGCUACAGCGUUGAAAACAACCGCUGGAGCAGGAUCUCCAGUCCGUCACAGCUGCGAUACAAUCUCAGCCUUGAAGGUGUAGAUGGUCGUCUUUACGCCAUCGGAGGAGAGUACGAUGGAAGAGUGAUGUCGUCUGUGGAGACAUACGAUGUAUCUUCCGGGAGGUGGGAGUUUGCCGCUCACUUACCUCGACCAGCAGCAGGAGCGGCUUGCACCAAGGCCAUGGGCCGGAUAUUUGUGUGUUUAUGGAAGCCGAUGGAGACCACAGAGAUCUUCGAGUAUGUCCCAAGGAAAGAUGAGUGGCAGCUCGUUAGCACCCUGAUCAGGAAACAGAGCUACGGCCACUGCAUGGUCGGCCACAGAGACAGCCUGUACGUCAUGAGAAACGGGCCAUCGGACGACUUCCUCAGAUGCCUGAUGGACUGUUACAAUCUGAGCUCGGGACAGUGGUCGUCUCUACCCGGACACUUCGCCAACAGCAAAGGGUCUCUGUUCACGGCAGUGGUGAGAGGUGACUCCGUGUUCACGCUCAACAGGAGCAUGACUCUGGAGUACAACAUAGAAGGACAGAACUGGAAGCCCCGACGGCAGAUGAAGGGUUUCCCCAGAAGUGGAUCCGUGUGGACGUUUCUGCUGCAGCUGCCAGAGUCGCUCAUGCUGCCAUAACUCUCAGAGAAUUCAUUAGACUGUCAACAUUUACAAUAACAUUUAUUUGUCCAUCAUUUCUAUCACUGGCGAUGAGAAUGUUCUCACCCAGCUAGUGGUCAGUUUCACCUGUAGUGUAUCCCAUUAGGGCGGAAUAUUUGUUUUCCCGAUUCAAAUUAAUCUCCAUUUGAAUAAUCUGAUAUCAAUGAAAAAAAAAUCCUGAGAUCGAUCAUUUCAUAUGCCUUUUCCCAUAGAUGCAGGUUUGAAAUGAACACUAAGGGCAUGUAGAUGUUUGUACCAAAACAGUCAUGUGAUUUUUGGUGUCAUUUACGGGCGGCAUCUGUCGUCUGCUCUCUGUCCACAGCCACAGCACAGGGACAGGGACUAAAUGGUGCAUUCAGUUGCACCUUGUAAACUCUGAAAUCUAUACUAGAGUGGCCACAAAAGUUGUUAAAGAUCUUGCAGCUGUGUUAUGUUAAGUUGCAUUCACUACUAAUAAAAUUCUGAGUUUCUUCUCCAAAACUACACGGUGUCCCUUUAACACCACUUCUCUUAACCUGAUCUGGCCAGAUCAGCCCAGUGUCUUCCUGCUGAGGUGAUUAAAUCACCUCCUAAAACCCACUUUUAAAGACUUGCUUUUAUGAGAGGUCCUCUUUUUCUUAAUGAUUGUAAUCUUUCCGUCUUUCAUUCCUUCUCCUGCUCUUAGUCUAUUUAUGUUUUUAAUUCCUCCCUUGUGAUGUCUUUAUUUCUUACUGUCCUUUAUUGAUUUUAUUUGUUAUCUUUAAUCUAUGUAUUCUGUGUGUUCUUGAUCCUUUUUGCUGCCCAUAAUCUUUUUAUCAGUGCCUAAUUCCUCUGAUGUGCUGUGAUCUUCUCAUCCUGCGUAAUUGUUUUUUAUUCUUUUAUUUAUUUCUAUUUUUGCAUUAUUUUUUUCUCUCCCUUUCUUCUUCUGUGAUUUUGCCUCUCUUAUGGCCUUUAUUCCCUUUACUUUUGAUGACUUUUUGUGUUUUUUGUGACAUUUUCGGUGCUGCCUUCUUGUUUUAACUCAUCGAAGGCUUCCCUGUGUUUAACUGUUGAGUGUGUAUUCUGUAAUAUUGUCUUCCUGAGUUUACUGCUUUUGCUUGUUUGUCAAAGCAUAUUGUAAACUCUG
This is a messenger RNA of Acanthopagrus latus (yellowfin seabream), 2807 nucleotides long. RefSeq names its product kelch repeat and BTB domain-containing protein 13. NCBI's taxonomy places the organism in Eukaryota, Metazoa, Chordata, Actinopteri, Spariformes, Sparidae. The transcript has 2 exons. Bases 242 to 1681 code for a protein of 479 amino acids. The record is from RefSeq and is a predicted model, not a curated record. Gene Ontology annotation, molecular function: protein binding.